Pararge aegeria (speckled wood butterfly) is the source of this 8027-nucleotide messenger RNA. It is a transcript of the gene Set1, whose product is annotated as histone-lysine N-methyltransferase SETD1. Lineage: Eukaryota; Metazoa; Arthropoda; Insecta; Lepidoptera; Nymphalidae. The record is from RefSeq and is a predicted model, not a curated record. The transcript has 29 exons. Bases 343 to 4956 code for a protein of 1537 amino acids. Gene Ontology annotation, molecular function: protein binding; RNA binding; histone H3K4 methyltransferase activity. Gene Ontology annotation, cellular component: Set1C/COMPASS complex.
AAAUAAAUUAAUUUAGCAAUCAUUUGUCCAUAGUUCACAUAAAAUUAUAAAUAAAUUGUUUUCUAUUCAUACCAAUCAUAAGUAAUUUUCAUUGUAUAAUUGGUAUUUAUUAAAUUUCUUCAUAGACGAGUGGCCGUCACCAUGGAGAGUGCAUAUUGUAAAAAAAUAUUUUUUAAUUUGAUGUCGUUAUUACCUCAGUGAUAUGCUUCUUACUAAAACAUUGAUUGCAUUAUAUUAACUAUUUUUUAACACAAUAUGAUUUUGCUCUAUUGCUAUUUCUAAAGUUACCCAUAACAAACGGGAUAUAAUUUUUUUAACAUAUUGUCUAAAGGCCAUUUCAGAAUGAAUGGAGGAAUGGAGCAUAGAACCCCAGGUCACAACGCAGUGCUUCACAAAGCACCUAAAAACUACAAAUUGCUUAUAGACCCUCUCCUUGUAAAGGGAGCUACUAAGUUAUACAGAUAUGAUGGUAGUGUUCCUGGAGAUCCAUCGUAUCCACCUGUACAUUGUAGAGAUCCAAGGUCUCAAUUAUCCCGAAUAUGGAAUAAGAUAGAACCAGCAGAUUUACCCAUUCCUAGGUUUAGGAUAGACAAAAAUUAUGUAGGAAUUCCACCACAAUUAGAAGUAACAAUUGGAAAUUUAAAUGACAACAUUGAUAAAGCCUUUUUAUCAGACAUGAUCAACAAAGUUGGACCAUACGAGGAAUUAACUAUAUUUUAUCACCCAUUAACAAAUCGACAUCUAGGACUUGCACGAGUGGUGUUCCAAGAUGUUAAACAUUCAAAAAUAUGUAUUGAAAAAUAUAAUGGCAAAUCUGUCAUGGGUCAGGUGUUGGAAUUAUUUCAUGAUCCAUUUGGUAGAAAAUGCCAAGAAAUGUUUGAUGAUAGAACAAUGGAGAGGAAAGCUCAACCAGCUAUGAUGGCUGUGAAGGUUCCAAUUUUGGUUGAAGAUGCUCGAGCUACUAAGUUAGACCCAGCACUUAGUAAAAGAUUAGAAGAUACCAAGUUGUCAGAUAAGGAUUCCUAUCCUCGCUACAAGGAUGUUGAACACAACGACAGUAAUACUCGCUGGUCUGAUGAGGAGCGCGAGCACAGACAUCGGCAUCGCAACCGCAGCGAACGGAGUGAGCGGAGCGAGCGAGAUAGAGAUUCAGAGAGGGACAGGGACCGAGAUCGGCGAGAAAGAGAGCGGUAUGCGCGCAUGAGCGCAGAGGCGAACGACGCGUUUGCGACGAGCGCGCACGUGGCCGAACUGCCGUUUACGCCCGCGCAAGUGCCCUACGACCCUUACUACCAGCCUUCACCCUACAAUUAUGGCUACGGCAGCGGGGCCGCGUCUGGGAUGUGGUGGGGCGACUGGAGGCAACCACCGCACACGUCCCAUCACCACCCUCAUUCGGAGCAGUCGUCGCGCGGGUCGGGUGCGUGGAGCGGUCGCGAGCCGCCGCCCUCUCCUCGCGAGCCGCGCACGCCCCUCGCGCCCGUUGCGAACCCCGCGCCCCUCGCGCCCCCCGCUCACACGCCCGCCCCGAAACACACGCCCCUCCCGCAACACACGCCCACACCGCAACAACACACGCACAACGAUAAGGAGGUGAAAAGCAAAAGCGAAGCGGCACCAACUCCACCGCAGGAGAUAGCCGCGGUGCUGGAACCGGAGCCUAAACCACCGCCGCCGGCAGAUGAGCCGAAAAAUGUCGACCUGGACACUAGGAUCGCUAUGCUCCUCAAAGGUGCGAGCGGCGGUGGAGGAUUGGCACCUCCGUUCCUCGCUCUCGGUAUUUCAUCGGAAGAGGAGGACGACGAUCGCUUGCCUGCAAAAAUACCAGACUUGGAUGCCCACAACCCGCCAUCCGAUGACGAAGGUUCAGGCAGCGAAGACCGGGAGAGUAUGAUAUCUAUCAACCAACCAGUCGAAGUAAACCCGGAGCCGUUGUCCAAUACCCCGUCACCGUACCUGAGCAGAGAGUUCUAUCUUGAAUGUCUCAAGAUCACUAUAGAAAGGAGGGCGAAAGAAGAAGAGCGAAGGAAGUUCCCGCAAAUAGACAAGAUAGGUUCAGAUAUAUCUUCUUCGGAAGACGAGCUUUUAACUUCGGGGGAGCCAAGGCGGUCGCCCGUCGCGCCUCCAGAUAAGAACCAAGAUAAUCUCGACGAUGAUCAGAUGUCAUUGUCAUCGUUGUCGUCGACGGAGGCGAAGAUCGAGGAACAAGUUCCCGCCGAGGCGUACUACCCAUACCCGCCGGCGCCGCACUCGCACCCGCCAGCGCCGCACUCGCACCCGCCGGCGCCGCACUCCCACCCGCACCACCAUCCGCACUAUUUCCAGUCCGUCUGGCCUAAUGCUGUUCAUGUUCCCGUAGCAUAUCCGGCGGCGUACCCGGGCGUACCUGACAUGACAUUGGCGUACGGUCCGGGCGGCGGGUUUGCCGCUCCGCCCAUCCUUCCGCAUCAUUAUCCGCCGGUGCAAGCACCUGACCGACAGGAACCGGGCAACCCCCAUUUUUCUACAAUAAAUAGCGUUAUAGACCGCGUCACUACAGAGUUGAAGCAGAUCCUUAAGAAGGAUUUCAACAAGAAGAUGAUCGAAAGUACCGCUUUUAAGAACUUUGAAGUGUGGUGGGACGAACAGAGCAGGAAGACGAGACAAACAACUAAAAUCCUCAAAGAAGAUGUUACUCAGCCACUUCAAGAUAUUUCCAAUAAAAAGGAAGAGAGUGUGGAUUCAAUAAAAUCAAUAAUGGAGUCACGAGAGUUAGGGUUAGAUCUGGGCGGCUACAGCAUGGGCAUCGGUCUAGGUCUCCGCGCGACGAUACCAAAGAUGCCCAGUUUUCGACGCAAGAGAAAAAUUCCCUCGCCUGUCGUUAUGGAUGAAGACUCUUCUAAGCGACUUAGUGACCAGGAGGAAAUCGUCCAGAACUCUGACGAAGAAAAAGAGGUACCCACAAGUCCUAGAAAUAGAACUACGGGAUCAUAUUUAUCAACGGGUAGAAGACGACCGUCUAGCAGUAGUUCAAGAUCGUCAUCGUCGUCAUCAUCGCAAUCGUCGUGGUCCGGGUCGGAGCGGUCGGUCCGCUCGGAGCACUCAUUGCGCAAGGGUACCGCGCCACGGAUAUACUCCGACAGUGACGACUCCGAACCUGAACUUGACGACGCUCAGUUCAAGAUGGUAUCAAACAAAGAGAGGCUAAGAAGGGUGUACUCAUCCUCGUCGGACAGCGAAGAAGAGCAAAGAAGGCGAGAAAAAACUCCUAUACCCCCCACGGAAGCGUCCGACGACCGUUUGGGUUCACCGAUUCUUUCCCCAGAAGAAGAAUUGCCCAGGGACUUGUUACUUGAUCGCGUGUAUUCAGACUCUGAAGAGGAAAGAGAGUACCAGGAGAGAAGAAGACGAAACACAGAAUAUAUGGAGCAAAUCGAACGAGAGUUUCUGGAAGAACAGAGAAAGACUAUGGAAGUGGACGCAGGGCCACCGCCUGAAAAACCGCCUGACACAAGUUUACCAGAGCCUAAAGAAGAAGAACCUAGAAGUAGUCCUAUCAAAAAUCACUUAAAAUCGCCAGAGAAGAGCAAACCCGAAGAUAUAGAGGAAGGAGAGAUUACGUCAGAUGAGGAACAUUUGGAAGAACGACAAAAAGUUGACGAGGAUGACCAACCGAACGACAAGAGAGAGAGGCUAGCCUCGAUGAGUGAUAACAGUUCCACGGAAUCGGCACCCAGUGUCAACGGUAUUAAGGCAGCACUGUCGGAUUCAUCGUCGCCUCAAUCGCAAGCGUCGCAAGCGUCUCAGGCAUCGCAGGUGGCCUUGGACCACUCUUAUUGCCGUCCGCCACCACGGCCGCACGCUCCUAAUCACCUGCAGCAUGAUCAUGGAUAUACAUGGAUGGCUGAACCGGAGAUAGAACCUUCGCGGGUCGAACCUGAUGACAUUAAGCAGAAAGAAACCAAGAAACCAUAUAAGAGAAAACAUGAAGUCAAAAAGUUGGCGGAAAUUCAAAAUAAGUUAUUUGAGCCGCGGGACGAUUACAACAAACUGUAUUCAAGUGUGACCUUCAAGCCCCGCGACAUGAUGGGAGAGCUGCAAGUUAUGUACGAGUUCCUAACACGCGGCAUCGACCGCGAGGACGUAGAGUAUCUACGGAGGGCGUACGAAUCCCUUCUGGCGGAAGACGCGCAAGGGUACUGGCUGAACGACACGCACUGGGUCGAUCACCCCCCUACAGAUCUCACGUAUUCACCGCCAAGGAAGAAGUCCAAGCGGCAUACUAAUAUCUAUGAAGAUUUGCAGGGUCACUCGAGCGGCUCUGCGCGAACGGAGGGCUACUACAAGAUGGACGCGCGUCUCAAGGCCAAGUACAAGUACCACCACGGGCGCGCCGCCGCGCUGGCCGCCGCCGCGCCGCCCGACGACAAGAAGGCCUCCAAGAUGCAGUUGCUAUCUCGCGAGGCGCGCUCCAACCAACGCCGCCUGCUCACCGCCUUCGGACUGGACACCGACUCAGACCUUCUGAAGUUCAAUCAACUUAAGUUCAGAAAGAAGCAGCUCAAGUUUGCUAAAUCUGGAAUUCACGAUUGGGGACUCUUUGCUCAGGAGCCGAUAGCAGCGGACGAGAUGGUGAUAGAGUACGUGGGGCAGAUGGUGCGGCCGAUCGUGGCCGAUGUGCGGGAGGCGCACUACGAGGCUACGGGCAUCGGGUCCUCCUACCUGUUCCGCAUCGACCUCGACACCAUCAUCGACGCCACCAAGUGCGGCAACCUGGCGCGCUUCAUCAACCACAGCUGCAAUCCAAACUGUUACGCGAAGAUAAUAACAAUAGAGUCGCAGAAAAAGAUCGUGAUAUACUCGAAGCAGCCGAUCGGUGUGGACGAAGAGAUCACGUACGACUACAAGUUCCCGUUGGAGGAUGAGAAGAUACCGUGUCUGUGCGGCGCGCAACAGUGCAGAGGCUUCCUCAACUGAGAACUGGUCAGUGAUGUCAUCCGGCUGUUGUACGAAAAAUCAACUCAUCGUCGCAACUGGUACUUUCAAACUAACUACCUCCUUGAUGUGUUCCAAGCGGAAAUUGGAUGCAGAAAGAACAACGCAUUCACCGGCCUGCAACAAUGUGAAGUAAAGAGAGCGAGGUCAUUCAAUACAAAAAGCUCUGCGAUUUAUUGACUCGACAUUUUGCCGUUCAAUACAAAGUCCGACAAAAUAAACUUGACGCUACACAAAUAAUUUAUCUGAUAUUAUUUAUUUAUAUUAGUUUUUCUGUGAGUAGCGACUGUUAUCGAGGGAUUGUAAUCGCCUCAUUUAAAUUCUCCUAUGCUAGAUGUAUCUAGGUACAGCAGGAUCUAUUUCACGUUCACCCGUGUUGCCGAAGUGUUAACCAACAUAUUUACGCCCAUCUUGCGAACUUUGGGUUGGGCCUUUGGUAGAAAGGAAAAAAACGCGUAAUUUGCCUCUUCUAGGUGGAGUUUCAAGCUCGAAUCAGAGUUGUAGCUUGUAACUUAGCCCAACAAUCGUCUAAUAAACACAAUGAGUUCAGAAAUAUUCACUAUUCAAUGAGUUUGGCUAGACAAAAUUUAUUUUCCUCCGGCUCGAUAGGAACCAACCACUUACUAGAAGCUAUAUGGGGAAGUUGGGAGUCUAUCCCGCAAGGAAUGCUUAAAUCGGACGACAAGUUUUCGAGCUAUUAAGGAUUUUAGCUGGAAAAAUGUUUUAAAACACAGUUGGCAGGUUUAGGACUCACGCUAUGUUGAGGGAGUACCCGCAACGUGGUAUAGUUUAUUGCGGCCAUCAAAGAGUAUGUCUACGAAGCGCCGCUUUAAAUCAUUUAAAUACGGAGCCUGAUGGUUUUUUUACUGAUUCUUUAUUUGCCAAAGACAAAAAGCCCAAGACGAGUCUGGACUUUUUGGAUAGUGACAGUGAUUGCUGCGCUAUUGGUUUAAAGUUAAUAAAUUCGCGCGUGUAUCAGUCGAGGUAACGUCUACAUGCGCUUGUAGCGUACAAAACACCUUGAGACCGUGACCUUGUAUUUGACAUAAAACACGCACGCUAUUACCGCUAACCAUGGCGUGCAAUCGAAUGACUAUUUUGAAUUUAGGCAAAUAUGUUAUUAAAAAUGUGUUUGCUAGUGCUUACUCAUACAAAUCUUUUAAAUAUUAGUGUGUGUAGUAGGUGUGGCUAAAUCAUAACUUUCCAAUUAGCGAGAUCGUGGUCUAGCCUUUUCUGAAUUGAAUAUACAAUUUUUAUAAACAAUAUACCGAAUUCUAUUUCAUUAUUUAUAUUACAUAUACUGUUAUGAUAUAUUAUUUAUAUUUCCAUUUCUUCCAGUGCUGUAAAACUAAAAUGAUAUUUGAAGAAGUCGCUAUUUUAUUGAGAUUCAUUUAUAUAAUUACUGUAAUAAUUGAUUUAAAAGUAUAUCGAUUUGUUUAAUCGAUGCACGAUUGUUUGUUCGAUGCUUUCAUUUGAGAUCAAUAAUAGAGGAUCGUGCGAAGCGAUAUUCGAUAAAGACAACGACGAAUCCUUUUUAAAGACUCAUUUAAAAACUUAGGCCUUUUUUAGUGUAAUAUUAUUUGUUAACAUUUUGUUAUCUUACUAAUUCAAGUGCUUACUAUAGCACUUAUAAACUAAUCAGUGGUUCCCCACGACUUUGUUUGCGUACAAAUACUGAAAAGUUUCUGCAUAAUUUCUUCCGCUAUCCUUAUCAAUAUACCCCGAGACCCACCGCGUCAUGUCACUCGCCUGCGCUAUUCUUUUGCUCGGCUUUUUAGGUUUGUAACGUGAUGUCAAAUAGGCAAACAACACUAAGCAUUACUCAAGAAUCGGGCUGUCAAAUGCAUUGAUUAAAUUAGACUUUACUAUAAGAAGAGUUUAGCGCUUAUUAUUAAUAUACUUUCAUACAUUAUUUCACUACUUUGGGCCUUUGGGGGUGGAAUUUACAAUUAUUCUGGAACUUAUAUUUUACCAUUAUAAUUGUUAAAAAUAGCGGACUGCCAUAAAAACUAAUCCUCUAUUUAACGGGAAUAUAGAGUUAACAUUUUAAAAAGAUCUAGUUUUGAACUGUCUAGGAUUAGCGCAUUCAAACAAAUGAAAAAAAAAAACAAAGUGAAGAUAACUUGUAUGUUACCAUUUCAUAUUACUCUAAUUUUAAAUAAGUUCCCGUAGGUCUUAUACUUUCUUAGUGCCUUUACAUUAUAAUAUAAUAUUUUGUAUUUCAUCGCAAUCUCAAUUUCAUUAGUCUAAUUAUGUGCCGAUGUUUUAUUUAUGAAUAAAUAAUUAGGCAUGAAACAAUAACUGUAAACUCGUGGAUUAUAAAUAUAAUGUGUGUAUUAUUGUAAUUCAAUGAUUAAAGCGCCCAUUAGAUUUUAAGAAAGCGCAAAAACUGGCUGUUGGCCUGGCCCUAUAUUAUUAACAUCUGCCUGUAAUUGAUACAAUAUAAUGUAAAAAGUUGAUGUGAUUGUGUGCUUGUGGCGUGAUUCUAGUUUGUCUUGUAUUUAAUAACGGACCCAGUGAAUCCGUGUAUGUAAUUAUAAAGUUAAUGAUGAUUCUUGUAUUAUAUAAUGUUUUGACUGAAUUUAUGAUUAAAAAAAAUGUUGGGCAUAGAAUGUCUAAAUUAACAUGCUCUUAGUGCUAGCGCGAAGUGCGGUUUUUAAUCGCGCCUUAUUUUUAAACCAUUGUGUUUUCGUAGGAGUGCGCGCAACUUAAAGAGUAUUCACCAUUCUGAAAUCGUGAUGCGCGCUUAGCCUAAUAUAAUGUUUUGUUGUAUAUUAUUAUUGUGAAUAAAAAGAUCUCUGCUGUGUGUCAGGUAUAUUAUCUAGUACAGUUCCAAAGUACAUUGCAUAUUGUGUUAUUUUAUGUAAAACGAUGUAGUUUACUUUUCUUGUAUAUGACAGCAACAUAAUAACUAAGAGCAAUAAAAAUUACAAUGACGGUAUAGCAAUAAUCAUAAACUGAUUAAAUCCUUCCAAAUGCACUUCUUACUAUGUAAUGUAAAAUGUAUAAGUUUGUAAAUAAAAGAUUCCAACAGUAUUAACUGUUUUCAUGUA